Paramuricea clavata is the source of this 2031-nucleotide messenger RNA. The record is from the annotation of a GenBank genome assembly. NCBI's taxonomy places the organism in Eukaryota, Metazoa, Cnidaria, Anthozoa, Malacalcyonacea, Plexauridae.
CAGAGUUGGCAUAUAGUUGGUCAGCCCUCAAAAAUUACUGUAUUUGUCUGCUUUAGUCAUUUUUCUCUCAAUGUUUGGCAAUGAAUUGAUGACAUAAUCUGAUCAGGUUAUUUAUAAAGUGUCGCAACAAGCACGUGAGCUGAUUGCAACAUUAGUCUCUUUUAAUACAGCUAGAUGUCAUACAAGACUGAAACAGGUAAAUUGAUAGUUCAAUUUCAUUACGAUAAAAAGAUAGGGCCUCGUAUUUACACAAAAACUGUAUCAGUUCGACCAAUAUGGUUCAACUUUGAAAAAUUAUGUACUAUCAGAAUUUAAUAAUGGGUAUAAUUAACCGCUACUUUUUGGUUGUAUAAACUAACAAUUUGACCAGAAACUGUGACGUCCAAAGACUAUAUUUUCAAAGAUUUAUUUUAUACAAGUGUAGUAUUCAAUCUUAUCCAUUCAAUAAAUUACAUGAACAUUUUUGCUGAAAUAGAUUCAUAUCCUGUGAUAUCCAUGUAUAUAGCUAUAAGCUAUAAUAUUGGCCAGCUCCAGCUAGAGUGGUAAAAUAUCUGGUAUUAGUAUUUAUAGACAGAGUAAAAUAACAGAAUGGGGUGAAUUUCUUGUUUGUCUGUAACAAUUGGUUUUACCAACUAACAAGAAUGUAGCAAAAAAACAAAAAACAUUGAAAUAAUUUGCAUUUCUUGUUACAUAUUAAUGCAUUUUCCUUAUUUUUUACCAACAUUUUAGGCAACAUGUUAACAAAAACAGAGGCAAUUGAAUUUCUUCAAAUUGAAUGGAAAAUAGAGAAUGUUGAACAACAACUACAAAAUGACCGUGAAAAAUUUCUGAACAAGCUGAUAUUUACUGCUCAUGAAAUGGUUCCAUUCCAAAUGUUAUUUAUCGGCAAGCUUGCACUCAUACCCCCAGAAGAACGAAAAGUGCCAAGUAUGGCAGAAAUUGAUCAUAUGUGCAUGUCGGGCAAUGGAGGAAAUUGCGUAGUGAUUAACAUGUUCAUGUCACGACUCCUUAAAGCUCUUGGAUACUCUGCCUUCGUUUGCAGAGCAACUGUAACAAGCUAUGUCUUUAAUUCCCACUUAAUUGUCAUCGUUAAAGAUCUCGUUAUCACAGGAGACCUCCAUCUUGUUGACUGUGGGUUAGGCCUACCAUCAUUUAGGGCAAUCUCGUUAAAUUUUAACGAAGAGUCACCCGUGUACAGGGAUUCGUUUCUUCAAUACAAGUUCAUUAAACUUGAUGGUAAAGUUCUGCGCAUGCAUGGUGAUGGCGACGUAGUGGUCCGCAAAGAUCGACCAAUAGAAGACCUCGAUUUCAUUUGUGGAAAAUGGAGACGGUUCUAUGAAUUUACCAUCGAAACCUUGGAAUGUGAAAAUUUGGAAGAUUUAGGUCCAGUAUUUUCAUUAGCUUACCUUCCAAAGUUGAAACCCCGGGCAGCUAGAUUCCCUGGUGGAAAAGCAGUUCUGCUAAAUGAAGGAAAUAUUUUGUCCAUUGAACAAGAGGACAAAACACUUAAAACAGUAACAUUGCAAUCAAAAGAAGCAUUGCAAGUUUUUAAACAUUAUUUUCCCAGUAUAAGUGAAGACUUAGUUCAACAGGCUUACUCAACAUGGCAAAAGUCAAGAUUGUGAUGUAAUGGACAAACUUAGAGAACUAUAAAGGAAAAAUCACAACCCCUGAUUUACUUUCUAUAAUAUGAAUAGAGCAUGCAGUUAUAUAUUAUUAUAAAAUUCAUGAAGAAAAUACAAAAGAAAUUAAUGUUUAAUCAAUGUUUGUAAAUUGCAUAAAGAUUUGUCCUGAUUUACAUAAACUUCAGCUUUGACUUUCUCGGCUUAUACAAGAUGUUUAUUUUUAAAAUUACUUCGCCAAUGAACUCAUGACAUAAGAUGGGUCGUUUUAUAAGCACGAUAAAACAUUUGCAUCCGAUCUUUAUCUGAUAUGUACAAACUCUUGCCUUCGGCUCGAGUUUUUAUAUCAGAUAAAGAUCGGCUGCUCAUUUUUUAUCUAGUGCGUAACAAGCUUUCGUUGGUAGGAUGC